Molecule: messenger RNA, 4278 nt
Organism: Lotus japonicus
Lineage: Eukaryota; Viridiplantae; Streptophyta; Magnoliopsida; Fabales; Fabaceae
Exons: 11
Coding region: 1-4278 (1425 amino acids)
Biological process (GO): DNA repair; telomere maintenance
Molecular function (GO): DNA helicase activity
Source: RefSeq, a predicted model, not a curated record
AUGUAUGCUUUUCGCUUGAGAUCAUCUCAUACCAAUCCAAGGAUCUUCAUCAGAUCUCUCUAUCCCGAAAUGACAUAUGUUGUUGUUCCAAGACGAUUUCAUGAAGCUGUAGGUGCUGAAAUCAAUGAUGUUGUUCAACUUCAAGAUCCUGUAGGAAACUCAUUUGAGAUGCCUUACUACUACAACCAAGGGGAGUUCCGAAUUGGGGCUAGUAUGUUUUUGCUGCGUUCACUUCACCAAAUUCAAACACCCGUCGUCAUUCACUUUAUCUAUCAUGGUGAGGCCAUAAUUUUAAUCCGCAUUUAUGACUUAGUAGGCCAGGAGAUAAAUUACAACCUUCCUCCUGAAGAUCUACUUCAGAUGAAUCCUAACAUUGGUGCUGCUGAAGAAAAUGAAGUGACUAAUACAUCCAGUGAUGAUGAGUCCAUCGGAGAAAUUCAAUCAGCACCAUGGAUGGAGAUGAUUUGGCAAACUGAUAUAACUGCUGCACACAUACAUGACAAUAACACUGUGACUAUUACAAGCAAUAUACAACAACUAUUUUUCCCUCAGCUUCCUGCGGUCAUAAAUGUUCGUCUUCCUAAUAACUCCAUCAUUCAGUGGCACAUUACAUGGCAUCGUCCACGUAAUUCAAAUGUAACUGCAUCUUCCAGUGGUGGGAGGCAAGAUAUCACUAACCAGAUUCGGUUAUCAUCAAGUGAUAAUGCUCAAGGCACAACAGGAAAUCCUAAAAAGAAGUACAAACGUGGAUGUACCCCAAAAGAUCGUAAUAUACGUCCUCAUAAAAGGAGGACGCCUAAUAUGUCAAGUUGGUCUAUACCAGGUGAAAGCUCCACAUCCAACUCAUCUCAAAUCAAUACAAGUGGAAAUACAGUAUAUGUUGAUCUUGGAAACAUGGAUAUGGUUUGUAAGCAUUGUGGUGCAACUGUAUGGCUCCUAGAACGAGCUGAAAAGAGCAAAUCUCGAGUUGAUCCUUAUUUCUCUAUUUGUUGUGCAAGAGGAAAAAUAUUCAUACCUUAUUUAAAAGAUGCACCAGAAUUGUUGUUGAAUUUGCUUACAAACAAUGAUCCGAGGAGUCGAAAUUUCCUUGACAACAUUCGAGCGUACAAUAGUAUGUUUGCAUUUACCUCUAUUGGAGGCAAAGUUGUUAGCAACAUUAAUGAUGGGCAUGGCCCUCCUCAAUUCAUUAUUAGUAGUCAAAAUUACCAUCGUAUAGGAAGUCUUCUUCCAAAAGAAGGUGAUGCUCCCAAGUUUGCUCAAUUAUACAUAUAUGACACAAAGAAUGGAGUUGAGAAUAGAUUGAAACAUUUCAGGAGCGGUAAUGGAAAUAGUAGCAUUGAUCCGGAAUUAGUUUCCGAUUUGAUUAAAAUGGUUGAUGACUUCAAUCGUUUAGCUCAAUUAUUCAGAAAAGUACGUGAUCAUGUUGAACAAGGUGAUGUGGAGAAUGUUGCUUUAAGGUUAUUUAGAAGUUGUUCACUGGAUCCAAAAACCUACAAUCUUCCAAGUGUUGAUGAGGUUGCCGCCUUAAUAGUGGGUGAUUUUGAUAGCUCUGAUUGUGGGCGUGAUAUUAUUCUUCGCACUAGAGACGGUCAAAUGCAAAGGAUUUAUGAAAACGAUUCUUCAUUCCUUCCACUACAGUAUCCUAUUUUAUUCCCUCAUGGUGAAAAAGGUUUCUCAAAGGAUAUUGAUUUUGCAAAUUCAUUCAACGUUAAUACCGAUCCUAGGCGUGAUCAUAUUUCUUUGCGUGAAUGGGUUGUUUUUAGAAUCUUUGAAAGACAAUUUGAGUGCAAAAGAAUAUUUCUUUCUCGACGAUUGUUCCAACAAUUUGUUGUUGAUUGUUAUUCAAUGGUUGAGUCUCAAAGAUUGUAUUACAUCCGCAACAACCAAUCAACAAUUAGAAGACAUUUUUUGGACGGAAUUGAGGAAGCCAUGGCCCGUGGUGACACAGAUUCAUCCAAAAUUGGUUCAAGAGUAUAUCUCCCUGCAUCUUUUAUGGACGGCAAGCGUUACAUGUUCAAUAAUUGUCAGGAUGCUAUGGCUCUGUCUGGGGUAUAUGGAUACCCUGAUUUGUUUCUAACAAUGACAUGCAAUCCUAAAUGGCCAGAAAUUGAACGCCAUGUUCUCGGAUAUGGUUUAAAUUCUUCAGAUCGACCAGAUUUGGCUUGCCAUGUUUUACAUAUGAAAUUAAAUCAAUUCAUGGUUGAUUGCAAGAAGGGUUAUUUCUUUGGGAAAGCUGUUGCAGGCACGUAUACUAUUGAGUUUCAAAAAAGGGGUUUGCCUCAUGCUCACAUCUUAUUGUGGCUUAGCAUGGAGAAUAAGUUACGUUCUCCUGCUAUGAUUGAUUCUGUUAUAUGUGCUGAGUUGCCAGAUCCUACACAGUACCCUGAAUUGUUUGAAUGUGUAUCAAACUAUAUGGUCCAUGGUCCAUGUGGAUUGAGUAAUAGAGAUUCUCCUUGCAUGAAGAAUGUCCAUGUCAAGUGGCCACCUGUUAAAAACCUCAUCUACCACUUGCCCAAAAAACAGGUUAUCCUAUUUAAGGAGAAACAAGCUGUCAAGAAUGUGCUUCAGAGAAACAAGCGGAAGAAUAGCAUGUUUACUGCUUGGAUGGAGGCAAAUGGGAAAUAUGCUCAUGGAAAUGGGCUAACAUAUUCAAAAUUUCCAGCAGCAUUUGUAUUUGAUGAAAAAAAGAAAGAAUGGCGACCAAGGAAACAAGGAUUUAGCAUUGGUCGAAUGAACUUCGUUGCCCCAGGAAGUGGCGAGUUAUAUUACUUGCGACUUCUAUUGAGUUAUCAACGUGGCUGCUCAAGUUUUGAAGAUUUGAAAACACAUAAAAACCAGACCUAUGAAACUUUCAGAGAUACAUGUGAUGCAAUGGGUUUGUUAAAAGAUGAUCGUGAAUUCAUUGAUGCUAUACACGAUGUAGCUACCCGUUCAUCUGGUGCAUAUGUCAGGAACUUAUUUGUUACAUAUUUAAUGGGAAACAUACUAAGCAAUCCUUUGAAUGUAUGGAAUAAAACAUGGCAUGAACUUGCAGAUGGAAUUUUCUACAAUCUACGGAAAGCUCACAACAAACCAGGAACACAUCCUUUGAAUUAUAGAACUAUUGAUAUAAUCUCAUAUUUGGUUAUUGAAGAACAUCGUCUUAAGGACAUAUGUUUAAUGGAGAUUGAGAAAAUUUUGAUGGUUAAUGGAAAAUCUCUAAAGGAUUUUUCUGGAAUGCCUCAUGUUGAAGCUAAUACAUUAACUGAGUAUGGCAAUGUAUUGCUACUCAAUGAGCUGAAUUUAAAUGUUGUUGAGAUGAGCAACUUACACGAUGAAUGCUUUAGCAAGUUGAAUGAUGGCCAGUUGAAGAUUUAUCAAGAAAUUAUAACUGCUAUCAAUGCAAAUAAUGGUGGUUUUUUCUUUGUAUAUGGAUAUGGAGGAACCGGAAAAACUUUUCUAUGGAAAACUUUGACCUAUAAACUAAGAUCUCAGAAACAGAUUAUACUAAAUGUUGCAUCAAGUGGAAUAGCAUCCCUUUUACUACCAGGUGGUCGAACAGCACAUUCAUUAUUUUCAAUUCCCCUUUGUUUGAACGAGGAUUCAUGUUGUGGGAUACCUCAAGGAAGUCCAAAAGCUGAACGGUUACAACUUGCUAGCCUAAUCAUUUGGGAUGAGGCCCCGAUGGUUAGUCGCUAUGCUUUUGAGGCCUUAGAUAGGACUUUGCGGGACAUCAUGAGGUUCAAAAUCCAUAAUAGUUCUGAAAAACCAUUGGGUGGAAAGGUUGUUGUGUUGGGAGGUGAUUUUAGGCAAAUUCUACCAGUUAUUCCCAAAGGUAGGAGAGCCGAGAUUGUUAUGUCAACCAUUAACUCUUCAAGGCUAUGGAGAUUUUGCAAAGUUCUUAAUUUAACCCAAAACAUGAGGUUGACAACUAGCACAUGUGAUGGGGAUAAUGAGGAAGUUAAACGCUUUGCAAAAUGGGUUUUAGAUAUGGGGGAUGGUAAGUUGGGUGAUUAUAAUGAUGGCGAGUCUAAUGUUCAAAUUCCGAAAGAUUUGUUAAUAUAUCAAUCUUCCAAUCCUAUUGCAGACAUUGUUCAUUUAAUGUACCCUGACAUUGUUCAAAAUGUGGGUUGUGUCAAAUACUACUCUGACAAAGCAAUUCUUGCUCCCACUUUAGAUGUUGUUGAUUCAAUUAAUCAAUAUGCAUUGUCAUUAUUUCCUGGAAAUGAGAGAACAUAUCUUAGCUCAGAUUCAGUAUGGAGAGUUGAUGAGAUGUUGGAAUUGAAGCUGAUUGGUUAA